Musca vetustissima is the source of this 816-nucleotide messenger RNA. RefSeq names its product protein insensitive-like. Lineage: Eukaryota; Metazoa; Arthropoda; Insecta; Diptera; Muscidae. The record is from RefSeq and is a predicted model, not a curated record. Gene Ontology annotation, cellular component: nucleus. The transcript has a single exon. Bases 1 to 816 code for a protein of 271 amino acids. Gene Ontology annotation, biological process: negative regulation of Notch signaling pathway; positive regulation of neuron differentiation. Gene Ontology annotation, molecular function: DNA binding; transcription corepressor activity.
AUGGUUUUCGAACAAUUUGUAGCUGAUUUUCCUCUUCACAAUCCCUCAUACAGCCGCAGCUAUGUGGACAUGUUAACCACCGAGCUGCGCCUGAAGCGACUCAACAAACGCCAAAUGGAUAGCGCCAUUAUGUUUGAUCGCCUCAAGGUUAUCAUCGAUCAAAUGGAGGAAGCCUAUUGUCCAUCCAGCUGUAAUCAAGUCAAGGAUCCUGCCUUUAUUGCCGAUCACAAUUAUGCCUAUUCGAAUUCUUCCUCGGGUAUUACCACAUCCACCUCAUCGUCCAGCACCUCCCCACCACCCUUCGCAGAACAACGUUUCAAUGGGUGUUCUUCCAAUGAACCAAGUGCCAAGAGAAAAAUCAUCGAUGAUGAUUACGAAGAAUUCUCUGCCGAAGAUGAUACAAAUUCUCCCAAAAAUUAUCACAUGGAUAUGGAUGCAGCACAGUAUCCCCAACAAAUGGGCGAUAUGGUAAUACUUGGACCCAAUGGCACCACCGUAGAUGCACGUUCCUACAGCAGCAUUAUAUGGGCCUCAUCGGCCUCUGCCACCCGCCAGCUAUUAAGCUUUGUCUUUAGCAGUGAUAUUUUGGCCACUCACACCCUAACCGGCAAACCAUCCCCAGCCUUCUAUGGCCGUGAGCGGCCAGCCAAAAUGCAAUUGGAUCCCAUCAAGGCAGCGGAUAUCAUUCAUUGUGUCAAAUCGAAAUUCAAUUGCAGUGAACGUGAAAUUCGUGCUGCCAUCACCACAAAAUGUUCGGAUACCUCCAAGAAAUACAAACGGCGUUCACAAAAAUUACAAAUGGACUCGGUUGCUUAA